Messenger RNA from Liolophura sinensis, 7483 nucleotides. RefSeq lists its product as uncharacterized. Gene Ontology annotation, cellular component: nucleus. Lineage: Eukaryota; Metazoa; Mollusca; Polyplacophora; Chitonida; Chitonidae. The transcript has 5 exons. Bases 2 to 4273 code for a protein of 1423 amino acids. The record is from RefSeq and is a predicted model, not a curated record.
AAUGGCGGAGGAAGGGUCUGUGGAUGACAACAGUGACAAUAUAUUCGAAAUUAUACAGAAGCAGGUCUCCCCGAUAAAGGAAACAGUGAACGCAGAAGAGAAGAAGAAUGCUACAACAGAUAAUGAGCCAGAAUGUGUGACAAAUAACAAGCAGGAACAUUGCUAUCGCAAUCUCCCGGGCUGGCAAACGUCACAAACAUUGUCGCCUGUUGUUGUUGUUGCGAAGGGCAUUGGUAACAUCAACAACGCUGUACCAUCAACCUUGGCUGCAAGUAGUAAAGCAGGUGAACCACCAACAGUACCUAUAACAACGCCGACCAGGACUCCUCCUAAAUCAAUACCUCAACCGUCAGAAUCUCCAACAGAGUUUGGGUCUGGAUUGGACAUUGGAAAACGUAAGCGAAUUCACCACGAUUACCGUCGUUUGUCCAGUUCAGGAUAUUUGGAUGAUUAUGUCGGUGGAGGGAAGGAGAGAAGAUUCUCAUCCACUAGUGAAUCCUCAGAUGUGGGAACAUCGCCAUCACCGAAAUCUCCAAAAGUACAACCACUCAAAAUAAAACUGAUAACCAAGACUAAAAUGGAGCCAUCAGUUAAUGGAACUCCAAAAACUAAAGAUUUGACAAAAUUGUCUAAAGGCAGUAGUGACUCCUCUACAGAGUCAGAGAAGAGGUCCUCUAGGAAGAGAGAUCAAAUAAAAGACAAAUGUGGUGACACCCCUACAAAAUCCAGGAGGCUUGAGCAUGAUGACAGAGUACGGAGCACUGGAACAACUAAAUCCAGUUCAGCACCACAGAGUGGAGAACAGCAGAAGUCUUCGGGUGGUCAUAGUUCCAAAGUUAGACCCAAAGAUUCCAGUAAGCUGACAUCAAAGGACACCAAACCUGCUCCAUACAUAAAAAUAACACUUGAUGGAAGUGCUAAACCAUCCCAACCAUCUCAUGAGAAUAUUCUAAAGACCCUUCACAUAGUUACUGAUAAAGACAGCUCUAAGGAUCUUAAACAGACUAACUCUUCUUCAGCAGGAAGGGCUGAGAAAGUUCCUGCGAGGUCUGGUAGUGAGGACUUCAAUGAUUGCACCUCGAAGGAAUCCAUGUCGGAUGGCUCAGGUUCAUGCAGUAGAGAGGCAGUGUCAGAGCCAAUUGCUGAAUGUCCCAAUCAGGAAUCAAGCGAGGUUACUGGGAUCUUGACAAACACUUCGCACCAGGAAGAGGUUAGUUCUAAACCAGUGGAGGAGAAAGUUCACAGGCACAAACAUAAACACAAACAUAAGCAUCAUCAUCAUGGUCACCAUCACCACCAUCACAAGGACAAGAAACAGUCUUCUGGCAGUUCAUCAAAGUCUAGCAAGUUUGGUGAGCUUUCAGAUGGACAUGGUGGGGGCAGCUCCAUGGGUCACUCUGAUUCCAACUCCAACUCUUUGAGCAGCACAUCAUCACAGUCAGUGUCCAAGUCAUCAUGUGAGCAGUUGUCACCCUCAGGCUCUAAAUCCUCAAAGGCAGCAAAAUCUGAUCUCGCUCUGAGUUUGGUAAGGCUUGAGGUUCACUCGCAGCCAUCACCAACUAAGCUCAAGCUUCAGAGACACAACCCGGCCAGCACAGAGGCUGGGACGCCAAAAAAGGGAGGUCACACUUCCUCUCACCAGUCCUCAGAGUCCCCACAGAAAUCUCAUUCCUCACACAGCAAAUCGUCCAGCAAGAAGAGCAAACACUUGGUGAACUGUGGCACACAGGUGAGUGUAAAACGAAAGACAGACACCAAAGGCGUCCAGGUUCCAGAGUCCCAGAAAGAGUUACAUCCUUUUGAAAACUUGAAAGCAUCUUUAAAAGGCAGCACAAAAUCUCCCCUGAAGGAACAAGCAAGUCCCCACAAGUCAGAGCACCACAGCAAGCACAGGAUUUCACGAUCCACACAAACUCGCAAAGAGUUGCCUGACAUCAAAGGUGGCCAGCUAAAAGUGGCUGGUGCUGUGUGUGAACAACACUAUAGGAUGAAAAACUUAAAUAGCUCUGGUUGUCAGCCAAGGAGUAAAACUUCAAAGUACAAACACUUAAUGCAUGUUGAAUAUUACCCUAAUGGUGGUGCCAGUGUGGUUCACUCCUACAAAGAUGAACUGUCAAAGCUCUCUGAGGCAGAGCUGACAGAGUUUGUGGAUGAUUACUUUGAUGAGGUCUAUGGAGAGCCAGUAGAGGGUUCGUCCAGUCAUGUAAUGGGCAUCAUCCAUGGAGCUGUGAAUGACAUGCCCGAACCUGUGGAGUAUUUCAGCUAUACCUAUCCUAACCUCACAGUCACCUGUGGUGUACUAGGGAAAUCAGACAUCGAAACAAUGCCAUUUUCCAAGUUUCAAGAGCAGGUUCACCGUACCUACCAGAGCAACACUUAUCGUUCCGGCCCACUUCUUCAGAUAAGCUUGGUGGGAACAGUUCAUGAGGAGAUUGGUGAUUAUUAUCCUGAUGUUAUUGCCAUGUUGGAGAAGGAUUUGUUCCUGAAAGCUGUGAUGCCGUGGGGUGCGCGGUCCUGGCUUAAAAUGAAUUCACCUCGGGAAAGUAAUGAUGGACCUAUUCUCUGGUGUCGGCCAGGGGAACAAGUUGUUCCUACUGCUGAUAUGCCUAAGUCACCAUACAAACGAAAACGUGGAGUGAAUGAGCUGAAGAACCUGCAUUAUUUACCUCGUGCCCAUGAGCCGCGAGAAGUGCUGGUGGAGGAUCGCACCCGCUGCCAUGCUGACCACGUGGGCCAGGGAUUUGAUCGUCAGACCACAGCUGCUGUUGGAGUGUUGAAAGCCAUACAUUGUGAUGAGGAGCCUGUUGAAGAUCGAAUAGUGAAGGACGUGCUUUGUUUCCAUGCCAGUGAUUUCAUUGAAGUGUCCCGAAAAUUGCAAUUAGAUCUCCAUGAACCUCCUGUAUCCCAGUGUGUAACAUGGGUAGAAGAUGCCAAACUUAAUCAGCUAAGGAGGGAAGGCAUACGAUAUGCAAAGAUCACCCUACGAGAUAAUGAUAUCUACUUUAUUCCAAGAAAUGUUGUGCAUCAGUUUAAGACUGUGUCUGCUGUGAGUAGUAUAGCUUGGCAUGUAAGGUUGAAGGAGUACUAUCAUGAUCAGCAGGAGCUAACAUCUGACAGUGAGGACGACAGGAUUUCAUCAAGCAUGACCAUCAGCUCACAGCAGGAAAGCAAUCCAGAAAUCAACUGUGACACACAGGUCAAAGUGCCCAAACCUGUUGACACAGGUGCUGAAGGUGAGGUGAAAAUUAAGAUCAAAACCGAAAGACGAGAAGGACAGUCUGUGAAAAAGGAUGAUGUGUCCACUGUAAAGAACGAUCAACGCCUCAAGAAGGUGGAUCAUCACAGCAGUAAGGAUGUGUCCAGGAAGUCUGAUGGCACCCGUUCUAAGGAAGGUGUAUCAAAAGAUAGUCAUCAGUCACGACACGAGCAUCGCUCACAACGUAAAGACGAACACAGAAAGGAUCGGCUGCGCAAAGAGGGACAUAAGGUGGAGAGGAAAAGUGAGCAUGUAAAGAAGAAAACAGAAGGAUUGAAAAAAGAGCCAGUUGUAUCAAAGCCGGACAAAACAGACACAAACUCAUUAAAGGAUAAUCCGCCGAUUAAGGAAGCAGUGGAGAUUAAACAAGAACCAGCAAUUUAUCCGGAGCGAGUGAGUGAUGCUAUUGAUCAGCAGGUCACACAGAAAACAAUUCCUGAUGAAGGGCAGCGAGGAGAACUGCAUGAAAAUACAGAAGAUCGUGUCCCAAAACUUAUGGUUCUCAGCGGAGAUUCACAGAAACUAUUAACUGUUAAUCAGAGUGAAAAAGAUGAAAGGGAUAACAAUAAUUACAGUGUAGAGAAAUCCUCAAAUGACUGCAAACAGGAAGAAAUGAAGUCAGAUGUAGAAAUUGCCCCUGUUGAGCAGGGCUCUGAGCCAAAUCUGCAUGCAGCAUGUUCAUUGCCUUCCAGAGAGCUUGUGUCCAGCGAGACAGUACAACAAACCUCUGACAGAUUGUGUGAACAGCAAAAAUUGACAGUGCUAGAAAGUGCCUUUGAGAAAAAUUCUGAUGUGGAAACAUGGCAUGUCAGGCCUGUUGUCACCCAUGGCUGUAGUGAACAUUUAGGGAAGCCUGAGUUGACAGUUAACUCCCUUGUCAGUGAUUCUAGAGAUAUUACUCCACUGUCUACUGAAGUAACAAAUGACAAUUUAGAGCUUGGAAAAAGGACUAUGGGCCUACAACCGACCAACCAAACAGCAGAUACAGAUGGCAAUAACCAGAGCUGUGGUCAGUAGCACUGGACACGAUUUUCUAUAUGUGUGGUUAGUGCUUCGUAUACAUUUACUACUGACUUGUGCACCAUUAUGCAUGGUAUUUUAUAUUUGUUAACAUGGACUGUUGGUGCCAUUGAUGGUCAAAUCUAGUGAAGUUCAUAAACAUUUUACCUGAACUGUGUGGGUUACUGCCAUUUUAUUUUUUUUUUUAUGACUUACCAUUGAUUGUAGCCUGAGAUGUGUCUAUUUAAAUAUCGAUGAACAAUUGUCUCAGCCAUAGUGGUGAUUCAUUCUGCAUAACAUUGCAAGCAGGAUUGUUUUGGGUCUAGCAUUCACUGCUAGGACUAGUGUUACAUGUAGCAGUGGUGCUUGGUUAGCAGUGUUACUGGUCUGUUGAUUUUUUAGUAUUACUUCAUCUGUUGCGUAGAACAGGUUCUUGAUGGUAAAUAUACAUAAAAAAUAAAAAGUACAUGUGAAUAUAUUAAGGACUGUUUCAUUGUAAUACAAUAACAUGUACAUGUAUUUAUGUUUUAUAUCAAGGUGCAAUGAUAUAUAAGAUGUUAGACAGUCAUAUAUCACUGUAUGUAUCACUUAUUUUUGUUUAUUGGUAUAAAACAUUCUUGGAACUGAGUAUUCUCAGGCCCUCAUCAUCUUCGCUUCACAUUCGGCUUUCAUUUGCUUUAGUGAAUGUUGAAGUAUAUUUAUAGAGUGAAAUGCUUUCCUGCUUCACUUAUGAAUGGACACACCACAGGCAUCUGCAGUGCUAAUGGAAAUGUUGCACAAAUUGUCGUGAAAAAUUUUGUCUGCAAGUGCAAGACUGACCAGAGCUGAUUUUCUCAGGUCUUGUCAACAUUUCUUCAUUUUUUUUCAAGUUCUGGUUGGUGUUAAGGCAUGGUAUCAGGCUCUUUGUGAGUUUAUUGUUAACUGAAUUAACUUCAAGCUUGGAAACUGUAAUAGUCCAUAAGAGUCAGUCUGAAGUUCACAUGUAUCUCUGCACUGUUUUAUCACAAAUUGAAAUGUCUCAGCUGUGAAAGGAAGUAACUUGAUGUGGGAAACAUUUACCUUGAAUUGUCUGAACAAACAUGUAAUUGUAUGUAACUACAUUUCCUGUCAAAAGUUUUAAAAUGGAUUUUUGGGCUCUGUUUUAGUUACGUGUUACAUUAAUUGGUGCCCUUUGAUAUGUACAUGUACAUUGUAUGACUGGUUUCUCUGUAUCCUUCACAUAGUUUCAAGCAUGGUUUUCUCAGGUCAUCUGUAGUACUAUGGCAGGUUUGGGAAGCUUCAUAUUAGUUUCCUGUAGUUUAUGAAUGCAUAUGUUUGCAUGUCCUACAUGUACAUAUACCAUGCUUUCCAACAGUUUCCUCAGGGGCUCCUGGGGUUCCACACUGGCCAAGAUCUUUAUCCGAGCCAUCAGUCUUCUUAUUUCUUAUCAUUUCUGUGAAUAUCACUGUUCAUUGCAUUGUAAAUUGUACAGUAUAUGUAUAUAUUGUGUCAUCGGGAAAUGCCAAUGUGAAGCCCAACGUCUGAUGUAAAUUAUAAAUAGGCAAUCUAAGAAUUUCAUCAGUAGUGAACUUUGCAAAUCGUUGAAUGAAUUGAUAUGAACUUUUAUUUUCAGACUGUUUCAUGCUCUGUCUCUUUCUUUGUUAUCAAAGUGCUUGUUAAAUACAUACAUGCCCAGUACUAACGUAAACAGUAAACUUCAAGGAGUAAUAUACCUUAAAAGAAAGAACCCCCACAACAAAACUGGAUUCUUCUGCUUUUGGGAUAAUGUACGUUUAACUUUUGUCAAAAUAAAUGUUGAUAAGUAAGUGUAAGUUUAUUUUUUACUUCAUAACUGACCAUUUUUACAACUUUAAAUACCCAGUGCAUUUACGGGUUAAAGUCUUGAGCUGUGUUUUAUCAUGCAUUUGGGUUGAGUAUACAGCACUUUGCAUUUAUGUAUGUGUACAUCAUGGUACUGAAUGUCAGUUUUAGAUACGGUAAUCACUUUACCAUACAAGAUGAUCAACCUCUCUUGAAGCUACACUAUUUCAUUCUGUUUUACACGAUUCGAGUUGAAAAACUGGAAGGCUUAUUUUUAAUAAUCUACUUAAAGGCAACAGAUUGGGUUUUUCCUAAAACACAGGAUAAGAAUUGACAUCAUAUUUCAAUCUCCCAGUCUUGUAGAUAAUAUAUAUACUGAUGCAAUAUAUCAGUUCCAGGCAAAUUUUGUAAAUAUUGAACUAACAUAUUUAUCUCCUGGACCCUAAGAUUUGAAAGUAUACAGUUGAAAAGUCUUUUCUGCUAAAUUACAUCAACAACCUGUUUCACCAAUACGUAGGUUAUCAACUCCUAUAUAAUUUCAGACAUUUUUUAAUAUGUGUAUCAAUUUGAAUAAUUUGUCCGUUAUGUAAAUUUGCCAUAUCUGAUUUCCUUGUUCUCCCAAAGUUGUCUUAACCUCAUCACAAUGGUGCGCUUGUCCACAUCUCCUUUAUUGUGGGGAAGGAUUCUUACUUGUGUUUAUAGGAUUAUGUUGCUGUCACAUUUUUGGGUUAUUGUGUGUGUAGUAGGUGCUAAAUAGUUUAUUUUAGAAUUUUUAGUAUAGGUUCUGUGACUAGCAAUCUGUUCAGACAUUUCAGACUGAUCUCUUUUUAUCUGUUUCUCUCAUCACAGCUUAGCUUUUGGUUGUUAAUUUUGCAGUACAGUAUUUUUCUUGUAUGGUAGCUUGUUUCUUUAACAACUUCACAUUAUGCCCUGUGGUUUUAAUUAUAUGAAAGUCAGUUAAUUUAUAUUUCUCAGAUCAUUUCAAGUAUCAUUGUAGAUAGCAGAUUAAUUUCAUUACUGUGUUCAAUUAUUUAGGCUACUAAACUGUGUUGUUUUGUGACGUUGAAAAGUGCUAAUGCGUGUAUUCAAUAUAUAGGCAGAUUUCAUAAGUGAAUCUGCAGUAGUUGCAGUAAAUAGAACUUGGAUUCAUUGAAUAUUACCUGCAGGUGAGGCAUCAUACGUCAGUUAUCUUGACAACAAAACAGCUCUUAACAUUACACAAAAUAGAAGCAGAGGUUCUUUUAAGAAUUUAAAGAAAUAUUAUUGUUUUGCCUUGCACAAGGGAUCUUACGAAAGUCAUCACAAAUGCCUCAUCUGUAAGGUGACUAUUGUCUUACCUGCUCACUGCUGUAUUUACCAUAUCGACGAUAUAUCGUUUCUUCAGUUCAGCGAUUCAGCCGUUUCAGAAAUAAACAUAAUCAAAUUUCA